Messenger RNA from Anopheles marshallii, 1338 nucleotides. RefSeq names its product endonuclease III-like protein 1 (gene Nthl1). Gene Ontology annotation, cellular component: nucleus. Gene Ontology annotation, biological process: nucleotide-excision repair; base-excision repair; base-excision repair, AP site formation. The transcript has 3 exons. Lineage: Eukaryota; Metazoa; Arthropoda; Insecta; Diptera; Culicidae. Bases 1 to 1338 code for a protein of 445 amino acids. The record is from RefSeq and is a predicted model, not a curated record. Gene Ontology annotation, molecular function: oxidized pyrimidine nucleobase lesion DNA N-glycosylase activity; DNA binding; DNA-(apurinic or apyrimidinic site) endonuclease activity.
AUGCGACUUGUUUGUACUGGUAUCCCUACACUGGUUCGAAUAAUGGAAACGAAAUCGCCAUAUUUUUCCCCCAAGAAAACAAGAAAUUUCACCAAAAAAGCAGGUUUAAGUCUACUGCAGAAGGCUACCCAAAACAACAUACCAGUAGAGGGCAAGUCUUCCGGCAAAAGAAGUGCUUCUGUGUUCAAGGCCAAGGACGAAAGCAGCACUAAUGUUGCUUCAGCCCCCAAAAAAACGGGUAAACAACGUGCAAAAAAUAUUCGCAUCGAUGCUGCAUCUGUGUCCAAUGAAACUAACAAAACGGAAUCUUGCCUCCUCAAAACCCCGGAAAAGCACCACAAAGCAGACACGAACAUUGAAGAAGGAAAACCAACAGAUAUUUUCAAUGAUCCAGGCUUACCCAACAAUCCAGGGGAAAAUUUGUCAUUGAAAGAGGUAAAAAUUAAAGUCGAACCACCGGAAGAAGACGAAGUAACGUCUCAAGUCCCGAUCGAAAAGACGCCUGUUAAGCAGGAAGCAUUCGAUUGUUUAUCUCCUACCAAGCGAGAGAACGCCGAUGAUCAAGAUGAUGCAACCAUUGCGAAAGAGUCAAGGUGGGAGCCAGAGAAUUGGCGUCAGAUGUUGGAAAAUAUUCGCCAAAUGCGCAGAACAACCCCGGCCCCAGUAGAUACGAUGGGAUGCGAUCAGUUUAGUCAGGACACGGAAAGCGUACUUCCGGAUCAUCUCAAACGCUACCAUUGUCUUGUGUCGCUGAUGCUGUCGAGUCAAACGAAGGACCAGGCAAACCAUGAAUGCAUGUUGCGGUUGAAGAAACAUGGGCUUACGCCAGAAUCAAUUGUAGCCACCGAUAGUGCGGUAUUGCAGCAACUCAUCUACCCGGUCGGUUUUUAUAAGAACAAAACGCGCUUCAUCAAGGAAAUGUCCCAAAUUUUAAUUGACCAGUACGGGGGAGACAUUCCGGACAGCAUCGAAGGACUGCUGAAGUUACCGGGUGUCGGCAAAAAGAUGGCCCAUCUCUGCAUGCGUUCAGCCUGGAAUAUUGUCACCGGCAUUGGGGUCGACACGCACGUGCACCGCAUAACCAACUGGUUAAAGUGGGUCCCGAAGGAAACGAAGAAUCCAGAAGAAACCCGUCAAGCAUUGGAGAAAUGGCUACCGUACGAGCUGUGGGAUGAGGUAAAUCAUAUGCUGGUCGGAUUCGGGCAAACUAUCUGCACAUCGCGAUUCCCUCGUUGUAACGAUUGUCUGAAUGCUCCUAUCUGCCCAGCGCUUGGCAAACAACCGAUGCGUAGUACACCGGUAAAGAAAGAGCUGAAAAUGGAAAAUUUGGAAUUUUAA